This is a messenger RNA of Hyaloperonospora brassicae, 2619 nucleotides long. The record is from the annotation of a GenBank genome assembly. Lineage: Eukaryota; Oomycota; Peronosporomycetes; Peronosporales; Peronosporaceae.
AUGACGCUGUCUCCAGACGACGAAGCUGCGUACCACAUGCUGUGCAUGCGAAUACAGCGCGACAUCAACUGCCUCGCGGACUCCGACCGCACGGUCCGUCGUCGCGGCGUGGAAAGACUGUACCGUGCACUACAGCACGAGGCAUUGCGCGUGUCCCACGCCGUGCUGCGCGCGCUCUGCGUGUCCCACUUGCUGCGUCCGUUGCGGCAAUGCGCCGAGCGCGACGCUGUGGAGAAAUGCCGUGAGCAAGCGCUGCGCUCGCUGCUGUUUCUGUGCGAGCGUGGGGCACUCGAGCCGUCGAGCGCAACGCUGAAGGAGGUUGUCGCGCUGAUGGACGCUCGACUCGGCAAGUUGCCGUUCCCUGAGCCUACGGAAGAGAUGCGUCUGCUUCUCCUGCAGCUGCUGUAUGCGUUUCUGAAGCACUUUGCAGCAGUGAAAGGCACACCGGCGACGACGGCGUUACGAGACGUGAUGACAGAGCUGGCCAAUGCACUGAGCAAGACGGCGGUGGACCCGUUCCCGGAUGCAAAGAAAAUGUCGGCGGAAUGCGUCAUUUUGAUCGCACAUACCUGGAAACACGACGUGCGCUUGCACAUGGGCACUAUUGUCCGGCCCAUGGUCGUCAAUCUCGGUCACCAGCAUAGUCGUGUGCGUGUGUGCGCGUUGCAGGCACUUGCAGCAGCAGUGCCUUGUGGCUCGGAAGCUCUUCCGCACCUUAUGGAGGAGAUACUGUUGCCGGCGGUAAGCAAAGUGGUGCUUGACCAAUCGCCGUCCGUAAGGAAGCAGCUAGUGAUCACACUGGCGGCGUGGAUGGCUCAGCUUGAGCAGAUUGGACAGUUCGAAGCAUCUGUCUUCCCUAUUCUCUUAGCAGGCGUGACCGACGAUGCACCCGAUGUGCGUGCGCUUUCUGUUGCCAAAUUGAAUGACCUUGCAGUCAUUUGGGAGAGUCGCGAUGAGGCCGGAGAAGUUGCAUCAGACGACGAGCGAAUGGACGUAGAUUCGGAACCUGCUGGAAGCGUCCCUCCAUUUUUCUUUGACACUUGCCCACCAAUUGGUGCUCGCAAAUUUGCAGCGAGCGUCAAAGCUCAGGUGUUGCCCUCUCUGCUCGAGAAGAUAGGAGACUGGACUGUGCGAGUGCGUGAACGCUACACGAAAGUGCUGACUGCAUACCUGAUCUUGCUCGAGGAUCACAUGAACCCAUACCUCGACGAAGUGUUUGCAGCGUUAGGAAAGACCUGCCGUGACGACGAAGCAAUUGUCUGCAAUAGUGUAAAAGCAUGCUUGGCCGUUAUCGGUUUUUAUGCAGACUCUCGAGUGAUCCUGGCCUCCCUGCUUCCUAUGGCAGCUGGCCAACGAACAGGACAAGACUCUGCGCAACAUCGCACAAACGGGUUGAUCUUGCUGGGCAUGAGUAUCGAAGGCAUGACGAAACAGAUGAUCGAAGCUCACUUGGAGUUGAUCAGUGAAGCACUAUGUGAUGCUGGCCUGCGCGAAUCUGAAGUAACGGACCUGCAGAAUCAGUUGGCUGGUGUUGUAGCCAGUAUUGUCAAGGCCGCUGGACCGAUGCUUGAGCACAAAGACGAUAGUUGCUUCCGGCUAUUCUGGGUAUUGAGCCACCUUCUGGCCUCUUCGUCCGAGUCAUCAGCUGCUUAUGAAACGGCAAGUAUGUGCAUGAAUGAGCUUGCGACGUCCAUGAAGCAGCCGGUAGAGACGCUUUACACCCGCUACAUGGGUAGACUCAUCGAUACAAUGACGCUACCAUCAGAUGCAGCUACAAGCUGGCAGAAAAGCAACCCCACUCGACUGCUAUUCGACUCACUUUGCCGGCGCGGAGGAGUGGCAUGUUGCGAGAAGCUGGAUAAGAUUGUGCCCGUCUUUUUGGUGCAUCUGGAACCGGUCCAGGACGCAGACGUCCGGCUUGCUUUCCUUGCAUUGCUAGAGUCCAUGCUGGAGAGGGAUACGACCAGUCAGGCGCUGCGAUCGUUUAGUGCGGUGCUGCUUCAGAAGGCAAUAAUUCCUAACAUCGCUUGCCGCGGAGAGCGUAUAGCUGCAACCAUCAGGAAGGUGGCCGUCGCAUGUGCGUAUACUUGCCUACGUCAAGAAAUCAUCGACGAGACAUGCUUGGCCGAGACCGCGACCCAGCUGCUGCUCGUCUUGAGAUCUUCGAUCGACGAGAGCGACGCCAAAACUCGCGAGCUGGUUUGCCUUGCGCUACAGUGUUUGUUUGUGUCGCGGCCUGGCUGUCUGGGAGAGGACCCUGUUCAGCAACUGUGCUCGGAGAUACUAAAGCGUCUGGAUGACAGCAACGACAUUGUGCGCAGAGCCGCCUGCCAGACGUUUGCCACGUUCUUCAAAACAGCGCCGAAGAAGCAUUUGCAAGGACCUGUUCUCGACUACACGUUGGACUGCCUUUUUGUCCACCUCGACGAUUCCGAGCCCGAAAUGCAGGAGGCCGUCUACAACGUCUUGAGAGAAGCAGUCGCCAUUGAUGCCCCCCGCCUUGUGAAGAAAGCGGAAGAAAGUCAACGUCGUCACCAGAAUCCUCGUUACUGUGCGCAGCUUCUUUCGUUAGCUACUGCGCAGUCGACGUCAACCACUUCAGCCGUCACGAAAGGAUGA